Molecule: messenger RNA, 1116 nt
Organism: Paramecium tetraurelia
Lineage: Eukaryota; Ciliophora; Oligohymenophorea; Peniculida; Parameciidae
Exons: 2
Source: RefSeq, a predicted model, not a curated record
AUGAGCAAUAAUUUCUUAUCGAAGAUAGACCUUCAACAAAGUUUGGCUUACAAAUAUUCUCAAUAAGAUACUUACUAUUAUACAAAGUCUUUAAAUGAAUACAUUGAUAAUGCCAGAUUAGCACAUGUGAUUAAUUUUCAUUAUGAAACUAAUUUCAAUGAAGAAAGUGAAUAAUUAAGAAGAACAUACAAUAUUCGUAUUUAAUUUUGCAUUAUUUUAGAUGAAAUAGCUACAAAGCUGCCAUUAUUAACUGAAUAUUAUAAGUACCAUAAUGAGAUCCCAAGAUGCUUCCUACAUAAGUUGGCUGACAUAAUGAGUAGGUAAACAUAAGAGCUUAAUUAUUGUAGUUAUCAUGAUAAGAAAAGGAGGAUCGAGUAUUUUAGAAUUAAGAGAAUGAUUGAAAAAGAUAACAAAUCAAAUCCAAAUUAACCUAAAAAGAAAAUCGUCGGAGAAGAACCAGAUGAUACAACUACAUAAAAGUCUGGGAGACAAUACAGUAAUGUCUUGAAUGAUAUUACUGAAGUAUCAAAAACAAUUGAUAAAAUACAAACUAAACUCAAUUCCAUUAAAUUAAAUGUGGGAGAUCUCUUAUUAAUGCCCUCCAAUCGAGAAUAAGAUCAAUUAGAUAAGUUUCUUAAAUAUCUUACUGAAAAGAAAUACAAAAAACAGAUGCACAUUACAUAAACGCCUAACUCAGUAUCUCUCAAAUUGCCUAUUGGAUUAUCCCAGAAAACAAUCAAAUAGGUCUUGUCAAGAAAGAUGAUUAACUAAUAAUCUACUUAAAUUACUUAGUAAACAAUAAGUUCUAAUAAGUCAACCAAGUAAUAAUCCCUAUAUCAAUAACCCUUUUAAAUUCAAUCUUCUCCCAGAAUAAAUAUAAAGUAACUACCAAAACAAAUAGGCUCGUUUACAUAAAGAGCAGUCAAAGAAAAUGCCUUAUCUAAAUUAUUAUCUCCUCUAUAAGUUCAGAUAUUCAAUACAAAUAGUUAACAUUCAAAUAAAUGCAAAACUAGUAUUUCAAUAUCUAAAUAAUUUAAAAUUACUGAUUCUGUUAAAUCUUCUAUAAGAUUACAUUAACACACCAAAUCUGACUUUAAAUUCUUCAAAAAAUUAUGA